Ectocarpus sp. CCAP 1310/34 is the source of this 7547-nucleotide messenger RNA. The record is from the annotation of a GenBank genome assembly. NCBI's taxonomy places the organism in Eukaryota, Phaeophyceae, Ectocarpales, Ectocarpaceae.
AUGACGAUCUUGCGGGGUACAUCUGCACCGUUGAUUUCGAACUUCGGGCCGUUGCGGUUAGUUUCCUCCCAGGUCGGCGGCUUUGCAGAGAAUAUCUGCACCGUUGAUUUCGAACUUCGGGCCGUUGCGGUUACUUUCCUCCCAGGUCGGCGGCUUUGCAGAGAAAGCGGGCCACGAUGGAGGCUGCAAGGAAAGCGGCUCGCGAGGAUCGGACCCCCCAAGGCAUCGCCGACAGGGCCCAGAAGCUUCGCUCUUCAAGAGAGUCCAAGGCUGCCAAACGGAGAGCUGAGCGUGGUCCUCGGGACUUCACCCCUAUCGUCAAGUCCCCGCCUAUCUUGGCGUGCGACGACGAACAUGUCCAAGGCUGCCAAACGGAGAGCUGAGCGUGGUCCUCGGGACUUCACCCCUAUCGUCAAGUCCCCGCCUAUCUUGGCGUGCGACGACGAACAAGGGCGGAUCGACGGCAACGACCAGCCCUUCAUGCUCGACGACAUCCUCCACCCGUCAAGAGUGCACAAGUGCAUCCACGACUUUUGCACCUUCAUGGUUAACUCCAUUGAGAGCACUUCAUGUGCUGUUUGUGAUGUCUUGCACAGGGAGAUCGACAUCAACCUCAUCGCAGCAACAGACCUGCGGCAUGCAGAUCUACUCAAGGCCAGUGACAAGAUGCUCGGCUGCGCUGGUGUACGGGACCGCUUUUUCGGCUACCCGGGCGGCGAUGAUUCGAAGUGUCUUGAUGGACUUGUGCUUGAGAGGCUCGGCUUCGAGGCAGAUCCGCCUCAUCGGCUGAGGGUCUGUGCGGAGUGCUUUCGUGACCUCUCCAGGAACAGAAUGCCGGAGGCCGCUCUAGCUAACGGUUUAUGGCUCGGUGAAUUCCCAGAACACCUACGGUCGGCUUCAUUCGUCGAGUUGAUCGCCGCAAGCCCCGUGCGCGUGAGCGGUAUCGUACUGGCACUCGAUGAGCUUAAGGUCGGGAACAUCGCCGGGUCAGCAAAGAGUUUAAUGCGUAGCACUUUCACCUUCUACAUGCAAGACGCAUACGGUGUGCAGCUCAAGCUCCCUGCAUGUGACGCCGACAUCGCCGGCUCCAUCACCAUCGUUCUAGUUGGGGCGAACGCGACGCCUGCCCAGCUACGCCGUCUGCUCGGGGCGCGGCGGAGCAUGAUCGAGGACCUUAAUACUUUCCUGCUGGACAAAGACAACGCCUUGGUGGGCGAACACACCUUAGCGCGUCAAGCUCAGCAGUCGCCGGAGAACCUCGCCACCUUUAGCGUAAACGGUGACGUCCCCAAAGCCAUCCUUGACUCCAUCGUUGCUGUUCAAGACAAAACUGGGUCCUACGCCAACGCACGGUCCACCCACGCCCACGAAAACCGUGAGCCAGAAGUUCCCGCGAACACAGACCGUGCAGGUGGUAUUCUGCGCGAUGACACGUUGCCUACGGCGCCGAUGGUGGUCGAAAUCAACGCCGUCAUGGACACCGGCGAAGAUAGGGCCGUCGCGGAGUCGUCCAAACCUGCCCGUCUAAGGGGCCUCGGAUCUUCCAUGUGUUCCGGAGAUCCUUCUCUUGCGCAGCAAGCGGCGGCUGAGGCCGCCGCCGCCGUAAGGGCUGGUCGUCCCUCCCCGCUUGGUACCGACAAAGCCAUGGUGCUCACCCACUCCGGGAAACUCGUCUCGGACUUCAGCGAACCCGGACUCUUCAUUGCCGCCUUCUACGACCUCUUCCCGCAUGGGGUUGGCGGCCCCUUGGACAAGAGGCGCCGCUCUCUGACCUUCAAGAGAUGGGCGCGGAUCCUACUCAAGCGACGUGAUCCGCGCUUCCGGAAGCACCGCACUUUCUUGUUCUGCGUGUGCGCCCUCAUCUUUCGACGGGAGGCCAUCGAAAACGCACGGUUUAAGCUAAGGGGGAACAUUUCCACGCGUAUCGCAUCAUUGCUUGCCAAGGUCACACCGGCGGAUCUCUCUCAGGCGGCGGCUGAGAUGGAGGGGAGUUUCGACUUUUCAUCCUUGAAUGAGGGCAUCCGAUCGCUCAUCAGGAUGAUGGAGUCCGUCAGUUCUGGCGCUUCGUGGACGAUUCACAACAAACGAUGCACGCGGAUGAUAGCCAUCUCCUACAUGAUUCAGAUGGGCCAGCCUCUCAUUUGGUUAACCAUCAGUCCGGCCGAUCACAACAGCCCCAUCGUCAUGAAGUUAGCCGGCGUCGACAUCGACGUCACAAGCAAGCUCAAGUCAGACUUUCCGGACUACACCGAGAAGCUCCGGUUGGUUGCCAGUGACCCCGUCGCAUCCGCACAGUUCUACCACAACACCAUCCAGGGAGUGUUGACCUGCCUCCUUCGGUUCGGAGCGUCAGACGGCGAUGGAGGUGUACUAGGGCGCGUGAAGGGGUAUGUAGGCAUGACGGAGGAACAGAAGAGGUUGAUGCUGCACGCCCACCUCUUGGUUUGGAUCUACGGGUACAACGACUUCGUCAGUUUCCGCGCGCUGAUGGACAAAACCCCACGUCGGUACACUGAGCUAGCCCGGUACUUGGACAACAUCGUCUUCAACCAGAUAGCUACCCUUGCCGACAUCAACCGCGUCAUGCGCGGCGUGGACCCUGCGCACCUACCCCCAGAGGUCGGGAACCACGACAGCGCUCAGCCUGCCUUGGACCCUCUCCUACGGGAUGCGAAAGAAUGCAUGCCUGUACCACCAGCCCGUUCGACCUUCCCUCCGCAGGGCGAACCGCCGGAUGAGGACCUCAGGGACGCUUACGCGCGUCUCAUGUAUCUGGACCUCGCCUGCGUGACUCCGGGAGCUAACCUGCACAAGUGCCAGGCGACUUGUCACAAAUAUAACCACAAGGAUUCUACGCGCGCGACUUGUCACAAAUAUAACCACAAGGAUUCGUGCCGGUUUGGCUUCGGAGAUGAUGGCCGACCGCUCGCCCAAGAAACUGUCGUGCAGCGUGGCCGUUGCGUUUUCGACACGAGCGGCAACAUGACCAUUGAUGGCGUCGUCUACUCCCACUCCUCUGCCGACGACGCAGCUGCCGCCGCUGCCAACGCUGCCUUCCAAGAAGCUUUCGACAACGCCGUUGCUGACGUUCGGCAAGAGCUUGCACGAUCGGACCCUGUGUCCGGGCGUUUCUCGGUGGAACACAAACGUCUGCACACCCACAUUAACAGCUUCAACCCCGUCAUUGCUUUCGCUGUUCGGAGUAACAUGGACAUCAAGGUUCUCCUUAAAGGCAGCGAUGCGAAGGGGCUGCUGUAUUACAUCUUGAAUUAUGCCACCAAGACCGAGCAGACUUUGGACGUUCUACUGCCUCUUCUAAUUCCCGUCGUCGAGCGCAUUCGAGCGGACAGCGGAGACGCUCCGGAGAAGGAGAUGGCCGUCCGCCUGGUACGUUCGUGUUUGUGCAAGCAGUUAUCAAGCCUCCCCAUCGGCGGACCAGCAGCUGCAAGCAAGGUAUUGGGCCUCUCUGAUGAGAAGCUUUCCCACAGCCCCGUGCCAUGCCCAAUGACGCCCCUCCUUACAUGGGCUUCCAAGAGGGACAAGCCUGCAGAUGCAGACAACAGCCCCGGCGAUGACAGCGACAGCAACAGCGGCAGCGACAGUGAUGCCGACGACAGCGGCGUAAUCAUCACGCCCUUCCAAGGCAAGCUCACCGUUGCUCAACGGACCCACCUACUCUACAGGAGCCGGUGCCGGCCGGAUGAUACCGAACACCCCUUACACCAAAAGUCUUACUUCGCUUGGUGCAGGGAAGUGCGAAUCGAGAAGUGCCCCACUCUGCACGGUAGACCGCGUGGGAAGCAGCCUUCCGCUCGUGGCAACGACGACGAUGACGUCGACGACGUCGAUGACGGACACCCCGGCGACGAAUGUCUGGACGACGACCCAGUCAGCCCUUCCGGGAGGACAGCCUCCACCCGAGCGCCACGAAGAGGGAGACCGCGUGCAACCCGCUACGAGCUUGUCGGCGAAUACCAAAACAAAUGGGAGCAGGGUGCGUUGCAUCCUUACGUUCGUACGCGGUUGUACCCUCUGUGUACAUGUUUGACAUUUGCUCGUACACAUAUCGUGCGAGAGAAGCCCGCCAUUUCCAACAUCAUCAAGGAUGUGCCGACAUCCGACACUCAACCGGUCGCCCACGGUUUCUCAUCUUUCCCUCUCUUCCCGUGCUUGUCAUCUGCUCGCCGUCUUACUAUACAGAUCGUGCGAGACAAGCCCGCCAUUGCCAACAUCAUGAAGGAUGUCCCGAGAUCCGACACUCAACCUGUCGCCCACGCACGCCUCCUCAUCUGCAUGUUCGUCCCAUUCUUCACGUUGGACGACCUCAAGCGUGCGGACGAAACUUGGCCAGAUGCCCUACGGAGAGCAGAUGACGACAAUCGGUGGGAUCCCGGCACGUACCCCUUCCGCCUCAACAUUGAAGGAAUGCUUGCUCAGAAGUUGGCCGCUGCAGAGGAGACCGCCAAGAGACGCGCCGAACGUCAACUCCUCUCCGAGAAGCCGGACACGCUAGGCGACAACGUCGCUGGAGACGUUCUCCUCGACUCCUACGGUGGUGAAGACGAGCCUGGAGAGAGUGUCAUCCCUGCUACCGUUCGAAGAAUGCUCACGGACCUCUUCGUCGACGACGCCUUCCGGACUUUCGUUGCAGCCGGCUUCAACGGGGACGGUUCCUCUCCAGAUGGUUCAUCCCCUCUCCUCAGCGGACGAUCAAUGGAAGACGCCUGCCGGGAUAUUUCCUUUGUUUGUGGCGGCACCGAUUUGGAGGCGGCAACGGCGUUCAUUUCACGCCAGGAGAACGAACUGGAGAACAUAUCCCCUCUCCUCAGCGGACGAUCAAUGGAAGACGCCUGCCGGGAUAUUUCCUUUGUUUGUGGCGGCACCGAUUUGGAGGCGGCAACGGCGUUCAUUUCACGCCAGGAGAACGAACUGGAGAACAAAUCAUCGUCCUCUGCAUCAGCUUUGGCUGGGUCUGACUCACACACGACCACCGCCGGAUCAUCUAACAGCAUUGGCGUGCCAAAAGAGGACCCUAUCGAACCCUAUAUCAUCGAGUUGCGCAAGGCCUCUCAGGACGGGUUAUCUCCGGAAGCAUGCCGAGCCCGUGACGAGCGUCGGGAUCGCACCAACGCAGAAGUCGCUGACACAGACAUUGGGGCGGUUGCAGCUUUGCAGCACGUCGCGGCUUUCUCCAUCGCCCAGGAGUUCGGUCUCAACAGAAAGCAACGACAGGCCUUCUACAUCUUCGCCAACGGCCUGCUCGCACAAUGUCGGCCUGAUCCCCCGCCGGCCCUCCGUCUUUACAUCGGUGGAGGGGCGGGCACGGGCAAAACACACGUUUUGCGCGCCAUACGGGCCUUCGUCGACUCGCCCCCAGUUAAGCGCCUUCUUCCGAGAGCUCGUCUACUCUGUGUGGCCUUUCAGGGAAAGCAAGCCGCUGCCGUCGGGGGUACAACCGUGCAUUCCGUCUGUCCCAACACCGACGACAGCGACGGCUGCCUCUCCGGUGCUCACGAAGGCCAGUCGACGCUGCCCGCAAGCAAGGCUGCUCACUGGAAGGGGGACGUCGUCCUGGCCAUCGAGGAAAUUAGCAUGAUCAGCUGCAACCUUCUCGUGCGUCUGCACAACACUGCGUGUUCCAUGUUCCCACUGCACAAGGGACAGCCCUUCGGCAACAGGGUCGUGGUCAUGCUCGGAGAUUUCAAUCAGCUAAGGCCCAUCAAAGCCAGGUCUUUAGCACACGGGACUGCCCUCCAAGAACGGCGUCUCGGCAUGACCGUCACAGAGCGUUACGGUUCCGACCUUUUCCGCAUGGCCAACGCCUGCGUUAUGCUCCAUGAAUCCAACCGCUUCUCGCCAUCCUACGCCCCAGUCAUGGAGCGUUGUUUGUACUCCAAGUGCACCGAAGACGACGUCAAACUCCUCAACACCUGCGUCAUGGGGGCUUCUACCACCCGCAACGCCACUUCUGCUUUCGACGCAAUCAUCGUCACCUUCAGGAACAAGGUCAGCACCAUCUUGACGGCACCAAUGAUGCGUGCUUUGUGCCAAGCUAGGGGAACUCCGCUAUUUGUCGCCCGUGCACACGACGUUUACGUCAAGCACCAGCGUCCUGGCUACGCGGAAGAGAAACCCGCCACCAAUGCGCCUUGGCCCACUGGCCUACGUGAGGAAAUCAACUCCCUCGACGACGCCAAGACCAAGGACUUGCCCACCCUCGCCUUCCUUGCGGUCGGUGCCCCCGUCGUCGUCCACAAGAAGCCGCAGUUUGUCCUGCUAGGUGUUUGCAACAACUCCGAUGGAAUCAUCCGCGGCAUCGAGCUCGAUCCCCGUGAGGACUUCCUCCUCGACCCUACACCUGGGUACUCCGUCGUCAACCUACGGUAUGCGCCUCUUCGUGUAUUUGUCUACAUCAAGACCGCUGACGACGCUGGACUGCACUUGGAAGGUUUGGACCGCGGUGUCGUCGCCAUCGCUCCUGUCGAGAAAGAGUUUACCAUCGAAGGCAUCGGCAAGAGGAAAUUCAUCUUCAAAAGGCGGCAACUUCCAGACAUCCUGGGCAUCAUCAACUACCUGCACCGGCUAGGCAAGGAAACUCUCAAGCUUUUCCCCCAGGACGCUUCCACCUUUACGCCAGCCUCGGCAUCGCUUGAUGCUGCCACCGACGAAGGGCCAACCUCGUCAAGGAGGCAACGACGGAGAACCACAGGCCGUCACGGGCCUGGUGCAGCACGGAGAGUAGCGCAUCUUAUCGCUAACAGCAACAACAACUGCUUCUUCAACUCGGCCUUGGCUUUGGGACUGGCUGCGUGGGACGGUCAGCAACUACCUCCUUCGUCCGCUGGUACUCCUGCAGCAGGAUCAUUUUUUUCGGCGUUGCAGCUCUUGAGGGACUGCAUGUUCAAUGGAUCCACCUUGCCCGACCACAUCGUCGAAAGUUCAUUUAAUUGUUUCCGCGCGCGCGAGGUCACCCCGGAUCAGUCCGCCAGGCUACGGGGCGCCACCGUCAUCACCAUCCCCAACGGAGUUUCGGCCACUUUCCAAGACAACGUGUUCAACUUCUUCCGCACCUCGGCCCCUACCGACUUGGCCAUCCCAGGCCAGUCUUUGUACCCCUGCUGUGCCGACAGUGUUCACGAAAACAGGCCGCAUGGGGUAGCACAGGAGUAGCUGCCGCCUAGUUGUAUAUAGCGGGUUCAUGAGCGCCUCAACGCCGCUCUCCUUUUUUUUGCGUUUGAGGCUUUUUUUGCGUUCGGUUUCGCCGGGUCUUCCGUGCCUUUGCUUUGUCUCUUUCUCCUACGCGCGUGCGGUUGGCCUUGCUGGCGCGACUUUGGUCGGGUGUCGGCGAGAGAAGGGUUAACCUUGUUGACCAGGUCCGCUGGUCCUUUGCGGGAAGCGACUGUGAGUUAGUUUCUACCGGUUGUACGGGGUCCUCGGGGCGCAUUUUUUUUCGAGGUUUUGUUCCUUUUCUGCUGUCGGACCCGUUGGCUGGCUUCCUCUGCUGCGGCGCGCCCUUUCUGUUCUGGUUUUCGCUGCAAGGUGUGUGC